Messenger RNA from Pogonomyrmex barbatus (red harvester ant), 1430 nucleotides. RefSeq lists its product as uncharacterized. Lineage: Eukaryota; Metazoa; Arthropoda; Insecta; Hymenoptera; Formicidae. The record is from RefSeq and is a predicted model, not a curated record.
GUUCUGAAAACUCCACGGAUCGCGCAUCUCAUACUUAACAUUGCAAGAGGUGAAUAUCUCCACUUAGGAUUUGAGGCAGGAAUUCUUUCCAUUCUUCAACAAACCUUUCCGGAAUUAAUUCCACUUGAUACUUUGAUGGUAGACUUUAGCACUGAUGAUGCCACACUGGAUAGACAAAGCAAAAUUCAAAUGUGGCCGAUACAAAUUAGCAUUGCAAAUAUUCCUCGAAGUAAACCUACAAUUGUAGGCAUUUGGCGUUCAUUGAAAUCAACUAACGCGAAGAAAUUAUUUCAAUCUUUUGUGGAUGAAGUUCGAGAUGUAUUAAAUCGUGAAGGAAUUAUUUUUCAUAAUCAACAAAAAUUUAAAUUGAGGUGUUUUAUAGCUGAUUCUCCUGCGCGAGCUUUUGUUUUAGGUCAUAAAGGUCACGGUAGUCUAUUUCCGGUGUUCGAAAUGUUGGAUUCGAGUAGUUGCUUAUCGUGAUAUUCAAAAUAGGCCCCGUACAAAUGAAAAGUACAAACAUCACAUUGAUGGAGAACAUCAUACAGAUUUUGAUUCUGCUUUGCUUUCUUUAAGGAUGGGGUUGGUAACUCAAACGGUCUUCGACUACAUGCACACAGUUUGUCUUGGUGUUGUUCCCAAAAUAAGUAGCGUUCUUGUAAAUGUAAUCCAAAUUUAAAACUUUCAGUGAAGUCAGAUCACUUGAAAUUAUGACGAAACGUUUGCAGCAAGUUAAAAAUUACUGUCCUAAGGAAUUUUUGCGAAAACCGCAAUUAAUGAAAAAAUAUGAAGGAUUUAAGACUACGAAAAAUCGUCAAUUUCUUCUGUAUACUGCCCCAGUUAUUUAUUACGGACUCGUAAAACCUGUUAUGUACAAACAUUUUCUUCUAUUACAUUCCGCCAUUCGAGUUCUAGUCAGUUCUUUCUUAUCGGAAGACCGUCUUGAUUUUGUACAAAGCAUUAAACAUUUUUGUGAAUAGAGCAGAAGAUAUAUAUGGUCCAGAAUUUCUUUCAUACAUUAUUCAUUGUCUUUUACAUCUCUAGAUGACGUGAGACAUUUUGGUUCAUUAAAUGAAUUGUCUAUGUUUCCAUAUGAAAAUAAUAUGAUGUAUUUUCGCAAUGCUUGCCGCAAAUCUCAUCAACAUUUACAGCAAAUCGUAAAUAGGCGACAUGAAAAGUUUCAAAUUACACAAAAUAUUGUAAAUAUAACUAAGGAAGUGGUGCGUUCCAGUAAGGUCUGGGUUAGUCCUGUUCUUUUUGAUGCUCCAUUAGAUAAUCGUCAGUUUCACAUCUUAGAUACAGGAAAAUUUCGUUUAUCGGUGAAGAAUCAGGAUAAAACGAUAAUAUUACACAAUUCAAAGCUUUGUCUUAUUCAGAGUAUCACUCUCUCGCAUGAUCAUUAUCAGUUGGUGGUUAAAGAGUUUCGCAGAGUU